Molecule: messenger RNA, 1230 nt
Organism: Diospyros lotus (date-plum)
Lineage: Eukaryota; Viridiplantae; Streptophyta; Magnoliopsida; Ericales; Ebenaceae
Product: phytochrome A-associated F-box protein
Exons: 1
Coding region: 226-1209 (327 amino acids)
Molecular function (GO): protein binding
Source: RefSeq, a predicted model, not a curated record
AAAAAUGAAAACUUAAAAAGCAAUGAUGGCAGGCGAUGGAUGUUUCAAAAUCAGCCAAAAAUCUACCGGCUCUUGUAAAAAGAGAAAUUCAUUUCAGCCGUCGGAAACUAUCCGACUGUUGGGUUUGGGUUUCCAUAUUCAUCUCACCACGCAACCGCAUUGAUUUUGAUUUAGCCAUUCACCGCUGCUCUAGAGAGAUCGAUCGACACCCAUUUCCAGUUGACGAUGAGCGAUUCCGCGUUCUCAGGCCUUUCCGACGACGUCGUGCUUAUCAUACUCUUCAAGCUCCAAGACGAUCCUCGCAACUGGGCCAGGCUUGCUUGCGUUUCCACCAAAUUCUCCGCCCUAAUUAGGAACGUUUGCUGCAAAGCCAGAUGUUCCCAGACAAUUCCCUCCGUGGUUUCCGAUCUCCUUUUCGCGUCUCCCUCCGCCGCUGACUCUCCCGCCGGCGGCUGGGCCGCCCUCCACAAACUCGUCAUCUGCUGCCCUGGCCUCGCCCACGCAGGAGUCUUGUUGGAGAACUCCGAUUUCGGUCUCGACCGCGAGCUCGGUCCGGAUCAGAGCCAUCAUGACACUCGGUUGUUUCAAUUAGGUCAGUGCCAAGCUACGGCUUCUUCGAGCGGAAUUGAUGGUACUCCGGUAGCGGUUGCCUCUGGUUCCGAGUGUUCCUGGUCCUUAUUCGACGAUCUUUAUUUUGAUACGGUUCACAAUGCUUCUGAAUCUCAAGGUCUCGAAAUGUCUGAAGAUUCCAAUAGGGGUCUUAUAAAGACGGGCUGUGAAUUUUCUGUUCCUAAGAGAAGGAAGACUCGCGGAUCAUUCGGGUCUCAUUUGGCUUCGGGAGUUCGCAGCUUGAGCCGCGAGCAGGGGAAUAAGUUGCUGGCGAGUCGAUUCAGAGGCGAUUGUCUAUACAUUUGUGAUUGGCCUGGUUGUGUUCACAGCGAGGAGAAACGCAACUAUAUGCUUUUCAGGGGAAUUUUCAAGAAUUUCAAACAGUCGCGGGUUUGGAGGACGAUAAAUGAUGGGAACCGCAAUAAAAUUGACCUCAAUUGUGCGUUUUGCCCUUGCAACCAGACGUGGGAUUUACAUUCUGCGUUCUGUUUGAGGAGAGUUUUCGGAUACCAUGACGAUGGCGAGCCAGUUGUUCGAGCUUUUGUCUGCGAGAACGGCCAUGUCUCUGGGGCGUGGACAGACUGGCCCUUAUACACAUAGUUCGCUCUUUCACAUUUAUGG